AUGCAUGAAGCACUCUUGAACCAAGAAUUGAGUGUGAUCCGCUUCACAUUUGCUACCUUUGCAGACUUUCAAGAAGAGUUUUACCGAUCAAAAACUGAGGUUGCAACAUUCAAAGCUGUGUUUGAAAGCUUCUUCAGGGAACAAUACGUAGCAUCGAACGGGAUAGAUGCAUUUGUAGAUAUUCUAAACCUUGAAGAGAAGAAAAGGGAUAGAAAAUCAUCACCACACAGAUUCUUCUUGUUUUCCACAAUGAUGCCAGAUAUCUUUUACGACGAGGAGAAAUACACAGAUGACCAACGACUCAAAAUAUUUGCCUCAAAUUUUGAAGACAUGUUAAAUAGAUAUGAGGUAAAAAAACUUGAAUCGGUUGACCUGGUGUUUAUUCCGGUACUUCAAGGUGACCACUUCUAUGUGUUGUGCUUCAACUUAAAAACCGGCGUAAUUGAGCUGAUUGACAAUUCAGCUGCAAAACAAGAGUUUAAGGAAAGAUACAAGGGGCUCCCAGACACACUGAGAAGGGUAUUGGUUUUAUACCUACAAAAUGCUUUAAAACCAACACCGGCUAUACAACAACUUGCAACCUCAGUGAUAGAAAGAAAAGAAAUGGAUUGGAGGACGAAGAAUAACGGCGUAGACUGUGGAGUGUUUACGAUGCGUCACAUGGAAACGUACAAAGGUGACCAAAACCAUGGGCGACAGGAUUUGUGAAUGAAGAUGAAGUAAACAACAGACAGAAAGCACAAUUUCAUCUCCUAAGGACAAGAUAUCUCAGCAAAAUCAUUCUGUCAGAACACAACAUGCAUCGUCUUAAAAUAAUUAAAAUGGCCAAUGCUUUCGACAAAAUGCCAGACAAAGAGAGAUAUAUGAAAGAUCUGGAUAAGGAAAUCCCAGAAAGGAUGAAAAUA
Helianthus annuus (common sunflower) is the source of this 905-nucleotide messenger RNA. RefSeq lists its product as uncharacterized. Gene Ontology annotation, biological process: proteolysis. Gene Ontology annotation, molecular function: cysteine-type peptidase activity. The coding region runs from base 1 to 708 and encodes 235 amino acids. NCBI's taxonomy places the organism in Eukaryota, Viridiplantae, Streptophyta, Magnoliopsida, Asterales, Asteraceae. The transcript has 4 exons. The record is from RefSeq and is a predicted model, not a curated record.